GCCAGAAAACGUUUCGCAAAAAGGAUGAUCGGAGAAGUGCUUAUAAAAUAUAUUAUUAUUAAGUGUCAGAAUCUCAAAAGUUAAACUUCACCGGCACACCUUGCUCUCUGGGGAAAGAAAUGUUAUACUCUGCAGCUUUUUGCUGCACAUCUGGUUAUUUUACAGCUGCUACAUCACUGCUGUUUUGCUAUAUAGGGAUCGUUUUAUUAUGGAUUUAGCGGAUGGCAUACCAUGUUGGUGUACUCUGCAGCAGUCGAGCAUUUCAGAAAAAUACUAGAAAAAUACUGCUGCAUGUAGGCUAGUUGUAAAUACGAAGUUUGAAUAUGAGUUGGCGUAGUGGUGUGAUGUUUAAAUCAAUGAGAUGCAAAACGUAUUCAAUUAGGACAUUAGAAGCGGUUGCGUUUGUAGCGAUAGAAAUAGUAGUGGUUUUCUUGUAUCAAAAGUGCUGGUGGUAGGCCUAAUGUCUAAGCUACAUUUUAUUAUUUUACAAACAUAUAGGAAGUACAUAAAGUGCAUAAAAUAAGGAUUAGGAUAUCAUAUUAGUUUAUUUUGGGAAAGUACAUUAUUGCAAUUGUCAUUUCUGUUAACUUGCACAAUAAUAUUGAGCAAGACUGAAACGAUACAUUGCUGAUAUAGUUAGCUACUUAGAUAAGUGAGAUAAACAUUAAACCGCGGUCGUAUUUUGAUGACGUCAUUGGGACUUUCCGGGUAGCUACGAGAGAUGUCAUAGAUGUAGCUAGCUAUAGCAAACUUGGUAACGAAAGGGGGUACGAAGAACACAGGAACGAGGAAGAAAGUCGUACGAAAAUAAUGAAGGGAGAAAACGACUCAUUCAUCACUGAGUGCUUUAAAGAGUAAAAACUCCACUAACAAGCAAUAUUAACACUGAAAUAACCACCGAGGACCGAAUGUCAACAACGCGGCCCCUCCUCGGGAUGAAGCGAAUCACCGAGUUAACCUGCUCGGAGCCUCCGGGAGGCAGGCUGUCUGCGCCGGUCAAAAAGCAGCAACAAGACGCGCUGACAGUGGACGAGUUCACAGUUCCUGAGGCUAAGCAGGAGGAGUUGAAAUGCGUCAAGCCUCGGGUUGAGCAGGUUUUUGAGGUGGCGUUCACCAUUAUCGGCCUGUUAGACCCAACCGGAGCCCACGGAACCAAAGCGUCCCGGCAAAUUUGGCUUCAGCUUAAGGGAAAGAGAGAGGAUGUUUCAAAGGCUAAGGAGUACGUGAAGGGGCUGUGUGACCCGGAGCUCCAGAAGGUGGAGGUGUACCCGGCGGACAUGCACUGCAUUUUCGUGGGCGCGCGGGGCCUGUUCCUGGACCAGCUGCUGCGGGACACCAGCGCCGAGGUGGCGGUCCUGGAGCCGGGCCGGCUCCGCCUCCUGGGCCGGGCCGAGGCCGUCGUCAUGGCGCAGAGCCGCGUGCAGCAGUUCGUGGCGCUCUUCCAGGAGAACAAGAGCCUGCCGGGGGACACGGAGCCCGCCGUCAAGCGGGCCUUCAAGACCUUCGUGGAGGAGCGCGCCGACAAGUACGCCAUGGAGCUCCUGCUGCUCCCCAGCGCCCUGAAGGAGGAGCUGCUGGGCCUGGCCUGCGGAGCCUCGGCCCCGGCCGGCCCGCCCAACCCGCCCCCGGAGCCUCCGCCCCCCGACCCGCUGGACCGCUCCCGCACCAGCACGCCCGUCACCGAGCUGUCCAACCGCAUCCUGGACGCCACCUUCGAGGACAAGGCGGUGGGGGCGGGCGGCGGGGAGGUGGUGCUGAACGGGCGGCCCUGCCACAAGCGGCGCUCCUCGGAGAGCGAGGCGCGGGACACCAAGCGCCAGUUCUCCCAGGAGCGGCGGGACGAGGAGCUGGAGACGGACUGGUGCUGCAUCGGCGGCGAGGGCCGCGGCAAGCCGUCCGCCAACGCCGCCUCUGGGGCCGCCGCCGCCGCCGCCGCGGACGACGCGGUGUUGGUGCUGGACUCCAGCGAGCUCUCGGACGAAGGCGCCGACGGCGUGAGCCCCGAGACCAACUUCAAGUGCCUGGUGAACUUCUUCCGGACCAUGGGCUACCAGCAGGAGGUGGUGGAGCGGGUGGUGAAGGAGGCGGGGCAGAGGGAGGACACCUUCCUGCUCCUGGAGCGCAUCGUGGAGGAGAGUCAGAGGACGGGGGCGGGGUCCGGGGGCGGGGCGGGGAUGCGCACGAGAGAGCCCAGGACCCCGAGCCCCUCCUGCCAGCCGGCCGCCGUCGCCUCUUCCUCCGCGGCCCCGUCCUCCUCCUCCUCGUCCUCCCGGGGCCGGGAGAAGGACCGAGCCCACGGCCGGGCGCACGCGGAGGUGAAGUCCAAGGAGAACAUCCAGCCCGGCAGCAACGGCAUGUUCCCGCCGGCGCACAGCGGGCUGGCCCCCGCCCACCCCGCCGGCCCCCCGAGGAGGACCGGCAUCCCGCCGGGCCACCAGGAGAUCAUCGUCAUCGCCGACGACGACGGCAGCGAGGGGGCGCGGCCAGGACCAGGGGCGGGGCCGGGAGCGGGAGCGGGGGCGGCCGUCAAGGCCAGGCCGGCUGCGAGGGCCAACUUUGCCGCCGUGGCCAAGAUGGACUACCUGUCCCGGGGCACUAGGACCCUGGGGCCCGAGCGGGUGGAAAGCAUGACGCCCCUCCGCAGCACCACCCAGCGCCCCCCUCAGACUCUGGAGCGCCCCGGCUGCUCCUACCAGACCGUGGGGCCCGCCCGGGUUCCCCCUCCCUCCACCCCCAUCCCCGCCCUGGCCCCGGCCCCCAGCCCCAUCCCCCAGCCGGCCCGCUGCGAGCCCCAGCCCCCGAAGGCCGCGCCCCUGACGGGCGUGUCCCGGUUCCAGCAGUCGCUGCGCACGCCCUACCGGCUCACCCUGCAGAACGAGCCCGGGAACCCGGGUCUCCGCCACAUCAUCAUCGACGGCAGCAACGUGGCCAUGAUGCACGGACUGCACCGGUUCUUCUCCUGCCGCGGGAUCGCCAUCGCCGUGGAGACCUUCUGGAAGCGAGGCCACCGCGAGAUCACCGUCUUCGUGCCGCAGUGGAGACAGAAGAGAGACCCCAACAUCACAGAGCAGCACUUCCUCAGCCAGCUGGAGGACUUACGGCUGCUGUCCUUCACCCCUUCCCGGGAGGUGUGCGGGCAGCGCAUCUGCUCCCAUGACGACAGGUUCCUUCUCCACCUGGCAGAGAAGACGGGCGGGGUCAUCGUCACCAAUGACAACCUGCGGGAUUUUGUGGACACAUCGGAGGCAUGGAAACAAAUCAUCAAAGAGAGGCUGCUGCAGUUCACCUUUGUGGAAGACCACUUCCUGAUCCCAGAUGACCCCCUCGGCAAGCAUGGCCCCCAGCUGGAGGACUUCUUACGCAAGGACUUCAGGCACAGCCCGGUCACCGCGCCCUCCAGGCCAGAGCUCCGGGUCACCCCGCCCGUCUACGUCCAGGCCCUCCAGUCGGCCCCGCGGCCCUCCCUGGCCCCCCAGACCCGGCCCCCGUCCCGCUGGCCCCACACGGGGCCGCCCGGCUGGGCCCCGCCCCGCCCGUCCCCCUCCCCCCCGCCCCAGCGCUCCCCCGGCGAGACGGCGGACCUGAAGAGGCAGCUGUACGUCAUCUUCCCCGACCAGAGGCCCCGCAUCGACCGCAUCCUGAGCGAGAACCCCUACAUGCGGGACCUCAACGCCCUGUCGGGCCUGCUGCUGGGCUGAGCCCCCGUUCGUCCGUCCAGCUGUCCGUCAGUCUAUCCGUCUGAGGAGGAGGGAGGGGGGCGGGACUCUGCAGCGCUCCCAUUUUAAGAGCUUUUGCUCCCGGGAAUGGGUGUUGUGCUAACUGGAAUAAAAUCAUUUAGGAGCACACCUACUAAUUGGGAUGCUUUGCUGUGCUCCUGUGUUUUUCAGCUUAGGGGCACACGUUUUUUUCCCCUUGGGAAAAAUAGUAGCGUAAGGCCCUGGGGGGGGGUGUGGCCUCUGAGAACAGGGUUCAGCACUGAGCUCUUUUAGUGUAAUCAUUAAACGGGACUGGAAGAUCCACCACACUAUGGGGACAAUAUGGAGUCAGCUUCACGCUGCAGUCCACUUAAUCGAAGGUUCUAGUGAAUCUAUCCCCCCCAUUUCCACCUUCCUCCAGCACACUCACUUUCCGCUGCCUGUUCCUGCCUGAUGAUCCAAUGGAAUGCUGGGUAAUGUCAAUCAAAGUGAUUUUUCGAGUGGAAUUUUUGGGCGGGGAGGGAGGACGGGUUUGGCGGAAGUGGCCGAUCACACGUGUAUAUAUGAAAUAUAAAUGUUUCCUCAUAAUUUAUUUCUGCAGAUUCAGGUGACUUUGAAAGCGGGAGAGAUUUUGUGCUUCGCUGUAGUUUUCCCUGCACAGAGACUCAUUUGGGAAAGGGAGCCUUUCUGUUUUGGAGCUGUUAUGAACAGAAUCACUAAGACUUGAUUUCCUUUUUGUACAUAAGACGUUAAAUCCUUUGCUGCACAGAGAGGGGUAUCCUCACUACCACGGCAACCUGAAACGCAGGACUCGUUCGAAAGAGAGAAAAGACGAAAGGAGGGAAGGAAAAGGGGGAGCACUUACCAUAAAAACAUGUUUUUACAGACACCUUUUUCCCCGCAGAGCACUGGACCCCGUGCCCUCUCUCUGUCUGUUUACUGUUUACACACGGGAACUUCAGUGUCCAUUGCGAUGAUCCCCUUUCCCACAAUGCAACACUCAAAAGUUUUUUGGUAGCAGGACAUUGUGAGCACACGCGCUCCCUCGCCGUACGUUUCGCAAAAGAACUGCGCUUCCUUACCUUAACUAAGUCCACCGAUGUUUAAGCACAGACUGACACACCUCCAAUGACUUAGCUGUGUUACAGUUCCAUGUUCCUCUUGGCCCCGCAUAAUCAGAACACGCAGCCACAGGGACAGGUAAAGGAGGGGGGAUAUGGGAGCAAAUAUCUAUUUAAAAAGCCGCUCGCUCGCUCCUCCGACACAAUGUACAGUUCCUAAUACAGAUGAGCACAAAGGUAACACACUUACAAGCGGUAGUUCAUUGUCAGUUCUACCAGAAGACCACCAGAGGCCGCUGUUUACCAUAUAAAGAGGUCCCAGUAAGCUUCGAGACAGCCUAACGAUGUUUUGUAAAUUCCCUUUCUCCUUCGCAAGCCAGCGGCCCUGCCUUGUACAGACAUAAAGACACGCGCAUCGUUGUCACGUGCAGUGCUGUUGUGGCUGAUCCAUCGCAUCAGGGGUCGGGAGGUGUGCGGGUUCCAUUGUGUUAUCGCAUUCGUGAGCGUUCUCCAGGCAUUGCCAUGUCGCCGCCGUCUGGCCCAGGAAGCUGUGACGAGGGGUCGGACCGCCUGUGUUUCCGAGUCGCUUUCUGCUGUGUCCUGUGGGUGCAAUGGAAAAGGACUGCCAUGCUUUUUUUUUCCUCCUGGUUGGUUGCUGUUAUGUUUAUUUUUUUAUAUUUAAGACGAAAGCGAGGGGGGGGGGGCGAUAUUAUUCCAGUUGGUUCCACAGACCCCAGGACUUUGUUUUAUUUAGCAGGAGAAACUUCCUUGAGUUUUCCCAAAGGCGGUGAAGUCAUUAAAGGACAUGUUUUCUUUA
Anguilla anguilla (European eel) is the source of this 5573-nucleotide messenger RNA. It is a transcript of the gene n4bp1, whose product is annotated as nedd4 binding protein 1. The record is from RefSeq and is a predicted model, not a curated record. The transcript has 7 exons. NCBI's taxonomy places the organism in Eukaryota, Metazoa, Chordata, Actinopteri, Anguilliformes, Anguillidae. Gene Ontology annotation, cellular component: nucleus; PML body. Gene Ontology annotation, molecular function: RNA binding. Gene Ontology annotation, biological process: negative regulation of proteasomal ubiquitin-dependent protein catabolic process; negative regulation of protein ubiquitination. The coding region runs from base 909 to 3698 and encodes 929 amino acids.